CUUCACUCCAAAGACAUUUUCUACCCAAAAAAAACGAUUUUGAGAAAACCAUCUCACUGAUUAGCAAGAUGUCGUCGGCUCGUUCUGCGAUCACAAAGCUAAAGCUGGCUCGAUCCUUUGGGGAGAGGCAGAUUGGUGCAUCGCGUUCGGUGGUAUCGACUCGAGGACCGGCGAUUCGGUACUUCAGUGACGAUAAAGGUCGUGUGCUCAGCGAAGAGGAACGCGCGAAAGAGAGCAUGUAUAUCCAGAAAAUGGAGAGGGAGAGACUGGAGAAGAAGAAGAAACUCGAGCAAGAUAAGCUAGAUGGUGAGAAAGGAAGUGCCAACAAGAAACCUGAGACAAACAAGCCAUGAGUUUAUCACUCACAGUAUACAGAAUCCGGUCAUAAGGCAAGCAGUAGUGAAAAACAAUAAUGCCUUUGACCUAUGUUCUCUCUUGGUAUGAGAGAUCUUGUACUUGUACAGAGAUCUUUAACCUUCUGAUGUGUGUGUUUGUGUGUUGUAAGAAAUCAAGUUUAAAAUAAUCGAGAAAAACAACCAUAUGCAUUGAUUCAAAAUACCAAAAUGGUUACCAAACAUAUUUGUGUUUACAAAAAGCUUCCCUAUACAUUA
Arabidopsis thaliana (thale cress) is the source of this 611-nucleotide messenger RNA. RefSeq names its product F1F0-ATPase inhibitor protein. The record is from RefSeq and is marked reviewed. NCBI's taxonomy places the organism in Eukaryota, Viridiplantae, Streptophyta, Magnoliopsida, Brassicales, Brassicaceae. The coding region runs from base 69 to 353 and encodes 94 amino acids. The transcript is spliced from 3 exons.